UCACUCCUUCGACCCUUCCCCUCGUUUCCUCAACCAGAGCAUAUCUCUCCCUCUCCUAACCCUAGCUUUCCCUCCUCCACACUCCGGCGGCACAAGGUGCUCAGUCCGGCUGACCGACGGCCACCGCGAUCAGGAGGACGGCGCCGGCCGAAAGGGCCGGGGGUCGGCGCGGCGACAAGGGGGGCAGCGGCAGCACAGGCCGGCGCACGAGGCCACAUCAGCACUGAUUUUCCCUGCCUCACUCGGUCAAAAUCCCUCUCGUCGUUCCUGGAGACUCCGGCGUGCAUACAAGCAGCGACAUCUGGACGGAAGCAGCGAGCAGCAGCGGGUAGGAGGCCGCGGCGAGCGGUUAGGCACUUAGGUGGCAGCGGGCCAGCGAAGAGGGGAGCACUGCAGCAGUGGCGGCGGCUACUAGAAGGGAGAAGUGGCCCGGCGAGCUAGAUAGGGAGAAGCUAGGGUUUGGGUAAUUUGAGGCUGCGAGGACCGAAGGGAGGGGAGGAGUCGAGAAAAGUGGGAGUGAUGAGCAUAGUGCCCAAGGAGACGAUUGAGGUGAUCGCUCAGAGCGUCGGCAUCGCCAACCUCCCCGCCGAUGUCUCCGCCGCAGUUGCUCCUGACGUCGAGUACCGCCUCCGCGAGAUCAUGCAGGAGGCAAUUAAGUGUAUGCGGCAUGCAAAGAGGACAAUCCUGACUGCAGAUGAUGUUGACAGUGCUCUUAGCCUAAGAAAUGUUGAGCCUGUAUAUGGAUUUGCUUCUGGUGAUCCCUUGCGGUUUAAGAGAGCUGUGGGACACAAGGAUCUCUUCUAUGUUGAUGACAGGGAGGUAGACUUCAAAGAGAUUAUUGAGGCUCCUCUACCUAAAGCUCCUCUCGAUACAGCAGUUGUAGCUCACUGGUUAGCCAUUGAGGGAGUCCAGCCUGCGAUUCCAGAGAAUCCUCCUGUUGAUGCUAUCAUAGCGCCAACGGAAAAUAAAAGGACAGAGCAUGGGAAGGACGAUGGACUUCCUGUUGACAUAAAGCUUCCUGUUAAGCACGUGUUAUCUAGAGAACUCCAGAUGUAUUUUGAUAAAAUAGCGGAGCUUACCAUGAGUAGAUCUGAAACCUCAGUUUUUAGAGAAGCAUUAGUGAGCUUAUCGAGAGACUCGGGCCUUCAUCCAUUGGUUCCUUACUUUUCCUACUUCAUCGCGGAUGAGGUUACCAGGAGUUUGGGCGAUCUUACUGUUCUAUUUGCUCUCAUGCGUGUAGUUCAAAGCCUCCUCCACAAUCCCCACAUUCAUAUUGAACCAUAUUUGCAUCAGUUGAUGCCAUCAAUGAUCACUUGCAUUGUUGCAAAAAGGCUUGGGCAUAGGCUUUCAGACAACCACUGGGAUCUUAGGGACUUCUCUGCUAAUUUGGUUGCUUCAGUUUGCCGAAGGUUUGGUCAUGUGUAUCACAACCUCCAAACCCGGUUGACAAAGACGUUGAUCCAUGCAUUUCUUGACCCUCAGAAAUCAUUGACACAACAUUAUGGUGCUGUUCAGGGGAUAUCUGCAUUGGGGCCCAGUGCGAUUAGGCUUCUGCUUUUGCCCAACCUCGAGACAUAUAUGCAGCUUUUGGAGCCAGAAUUACAACUUGAGAAACAGAAAAAUGAGAUGAAAAGAAAGGAAGCAUGGCGUGUUUAUGGUGCCCUGCUGUGUGCUGCAGGAAAAUGCUUAUAUGAUCGGCUCAAAUUGUUUCCUAAUUUGCUUUCUCCGUCAACGCGGCCUCUUUUGAGGAGUAAUAAGAGAGUCGUGACUAAUAACCCAAAUAAAAGGAAGUCUAGUUCGGAUCUCUCUGCAUCCCAGCCACCUCUGAAGAAGAUGGCAACAGAUGGUGCGAUGAAUUCUAUGGCUUCAGCUCCCAUGCAAAACAUGCCAGGAACCAUGGAUGGCUUCUCCACCCAGUUACCCAACCCUAGCAUGAUGCAAGCUUCAUCAUCUGGACAAUUGGUGGAAAGCACCGCAUCAGGUGUGAUUCGGAGGGAUCAGGGAAGCAACCACCCGCAAAAAGUUUCCACAGUGCUGAGGUUAGCCUGGAAGGAGGACCAAAAUGCUGGGCAUCUGUUGAGUUCAUUGUACGAGGUGUUUGGUGAAGCAAUCUUCUCCUUUGUUCAACCACCAGAGAUAUCGCUCUUUUUGUAGGGAGCAAAUGCAUAGCAUUAGGAACCAUGUAACCUGCAUUGCACCAUUAGUCUGGUCUUGUGGGAUUCUUGUAACUGAAAUUGACGUAUAGGAAUCUUGUAGUGGUCUGAUGCUAGGUUUAAUUGCUUAAUGACUUCAGUGCUACAAUAAUUUACAUCUGCUGAUUGAUUGAAAUUAUUUACUGUAGUAAUUUUAUGUAAUAUGAAUUUUUAAGCUCUACUGGGGUGCCAUUUUAUGGCAUGUACAUUUUUAAACCAUACUAAUUUAUUGCAGAGUUGUCAUUGACAUGUUCU
This is a messenger RNA of Oryza brachyantha (malo sina), 2447 nucleotides long. Its product is annotated as transcription initiation factor TFIID subunit 6. Gene Ontology annotation, biological process: transcription initiation at RNA polymerase II promoter; RNA polymerase II preinitiation complex assembly. The coding region runs from base 520 to 2154 and encodes 544 amino acids. Gene Ontology annotation, cellular component: transcription factor TFIID complex; SLIK (SAGA-like) complex; SAGA complex. The record is from RefSeq and is a predicted model, not a curated record. NCBI's taxonomy places the organism in Eukaryota, Viridiplantae, Streptophyta, Magnoliopsida, Poales, Poaceae. The transcript has 12 exons. Gene Ontology annotation, molecular function: protein heterodimerization activity; transcription coactivator activity; RNA polymerase II general transcription initiation factor activity.